Messenger RNA from Funneliformis geosporum, 1686 nucleotides. The record is from the annotation of a GenBank genome assembly. NCBI's taxonomy places the organism in Eukaryota, Fungi, Glomeromycota, Glomeromycetes, Glomerales, Glomeraceae.
AUGUCAACUCCCGCAAAAAGAUCUAAUGAUUCUGAAGAAUAUGCUGAAUCCGAAGAAAAAAAAACCAAAGUUCGAAAAAUAACAACUGCCAUGGAUUUUUUUGCUUCCUCGCGAGCGCGAUUCUCAAUAAAUAAAUCAAAGCCUCAUCGUAAUAAAAUUAAUAAAAAAAAGAAAGCGAAAACUAACGAUGCUACUGUAAGGUCUCGUGAUCCCGAAUUUUUCUUCGAUGUAAACCAUUGGAAAAUAAUAGAAAUCAAGGAACUAAGAAAUCUUAUUUUGCAUAUACUUACUGAAGAGGAUAGAUGCCCACAAUGGCUUUAUAUUGAGAACAUGCAAAACAUUAAAAAAGUCGUUUUUCUUAUGAUACCCGGCCUUGAUCCAAGUUUAUUUGGAAUAACAGCAAAUGAUGCCGUGAAAGCAGAAAGACCGUUGGAUUGGGAAAUACUUCAAGAGAAAGGUCUUUUUGGUGAUCCUGAUUUGAAUCUCCUUGAAUUCCUGCCUAUAUUUCCACAAAUAUUUUCACACGGUUGUAUUACUCGAGCUCCUGGUGAUGCAAAAAAAAUAUAUAACCCAAUGGGAUGUCUUUUUAAUUGUUUUUUAUCUGAUGCUCAAAAAGAGUCAAUAAUUCCAAAAAAAAAUCCUGAUGAUAUUCAUGAGCGGAUCCAUUUAUGUUUACUAACUCCUGAGGAGAUGGUUCAUAAUAAUUACCCUUUACCAACUUGUAUGGAAAAAGACCAUGUAUUACCCGAUGGUUGGGUUGAAGUACCUAUGAGUUCAACUGCUAUUUGGACAAAUGUCAAUGAACUCUCUAGAAAGAAAUUCAGAGUUCUUUCUGUCGAUUGCGAGAUGUGUUUAUCGAAUGCUCUAUAUGUUUUAACUCGUGUGUCUAUUGUUGACAUUGAUUGUAAUAUUGUCUAUGAUGAAUUAGUCAUGCCGGAAGAACCAAUUACCGAUUAUUUGACCUCAUACAGUGGAAUAACUGAAGAAAGAUUGAAGGGCGUAACAACUACUAUAAAAGAUGUACAAAAACGUUUGUUAGAACUAGUGGAGUGUGAUACUGUUUUAGUAGGUCAUUCAUUGGAAUGUGAUUUGAAAGCGUUAAAGUUUGCGCACCCAUAUGUAAUCGACACUUCAAUUCUUUAUACAAACCCUGGAGGCGUAUUUAAUAAGUCAAGUUUGAAAAUGCUAGCAUAUCAAUGGCUUAAUCGUUCCAUUCAGGUUGGAGGAAUAAUUGCCGGGCAUGAUUCUGUUGAGGAUGCAAAGGCAACUAUGGAUCUUGUAAAGUUAAAAUUGAACGACGGACUAGAUUUUGAUAAGUCAUAUGAAAGUAUAAUACAACGUCUUGAAAGAUAUAAUAAGACUUCUGCGUUUAUUGAUUACAGUGGUAAAGUUCAAUUAUUAGGUGCUGAUCUAGAAGACUUACCUGAGCACAUAGAAGAUAGAUUAACAACAUUAAAGCGAUUCAAUGAAAGAAUUGCAAAUAUUUACUCUAAAUUACCGUCGUUUACAGCAUUUAUCGUAUCAAGUUGUUCAGGUGAUACACGUGAAUGGAAAAGAUUGUCUAAGAAAAAAUUGAACGAUGGUAUAAAUUGGACCGUACAAGAUCAAGAAAUUUAUGAAGAACAACUUCUCAAGGGCAAAUUGGGAUUGACUUUCUUUAGAAUCAAGUCUGAUACUAAAACAUAA